Pangasianodon hypophthalmus (striped catfish) is the source of this 1808-nucleotide messenger RNA. RefSeq names its product cell division cycle associated 7a (gene cdca7a). The coding region runs from base 134 to 1342 and encodes 402 amino acids. Gene Ontology annotation, biological process: regulation of DNA-templated transcription. Gene Ontology annotation, cellular component: nucleus. Lineage: Eukaryota; Metazoa; Chordata; Actinopteri; Siluriformes; Pangasiidae. The transcript has 10 exons. The record is from RefSeq and is a predicted model, not a curated record.
CGUGGCGCGAAUAGGACCACGCCUCCAGAAAUUUUCCCGCGAACUUCCACAGUGUGUAUCCUGUAGCAGACUUUCCCCUCUCAUAUUUACUCAAACCACAGCGGUGUAAACCACUGGUUAGAAAAGCAGGACAAUGCGCUCCAGGCGUCAGCAGGCCCCGCCCCCCUCUACAAGAAUGAACCUGAGGAGUUACCGGAACUCGGCUCAGGUCCCAAUGGAGACCUCGUCCUCAGAGGACAGCUGUGACAGCUUCGCUUCUGACGGCUUUGCACCAAUGAAAAGACCUCUCAGGCAGACAAGAAGCUCAGCUCGACAGGAAAAAGUGUUAGAAACCCAGUCAGUGUCGGAAGAGGAACGCUGCGGUGGUUUUGAGGAAAGCGACUUCAGUAAUGAGAUGAGCACCAUGAAAAUGGAUUCAGACUCCGAAUCAGAACCCCAGAAAAAAUCUCGUCGCUCCUUCACUCUUCGAGUGGCCAUGAAGUUCCCCAGCAAAAAUGUCACUCAGAAGAAAUCCCCAAGUCCUGAGCCUGCUCCUAAUCCCAAAGACAAAGAAUUGGAUUCUGAAGAAGAGGACUUCAUUGCAAAGAGAGCACUUAAUAUUAAAGAGAACAAAGCUAUGCUGGCUAAACUAAUGGCAGAGCUGAACAAAGUCCCUGGACUUUUCCCUGAGAAGACAUCUCUUCCUGUGAGCAAUACACCUCGCCGUGUUCCCCGCCGUUCUUCGGGCACCCCUGGAACUCGCAGGCAGAACCCAGAACGUUUGUCACGGAUUCACACACGUUCCCGUUCGCUGGUGGAUGGCCCCCCUACUCCUGUUCUUGAAGAAGAGCUUGAGGACAAGUUCAGCCUGGUGCGCAGGAGCAGACAAGACGAUGGUGAUGAGGAACCGGAGCCGCGUCGUCGGCGCACCUACAAUGGCGUUCUUGCCAUCCCUCACGUGGUAAGACCUGUGGAGGAGAUCACCCAAGCUGAGUUGGAUAAUAUUUGCACUAACGUCAGAGAGAAGGUCUACAAUCGUGCCAUGGGCAGCACCUGUCACCAGUGUCGCCAGAAGACAACUGACACCAAGACUAAUUGCCGAAACCCUGAGUGUGUUGGAGUCAGAGGUCAGUUUUGUGGCCCUUGUCUGCGGAACCGUUAUGGAGAGGAAGUUCGUGAUGCACUUUUGGACCCGGAGUGGCAAUGCCCCCCAUGCAGAGGCAUUUGUAACUGCAGCUUCUGCAGGGCCAGAGAGGGGCGCUGUGCUACAGGUGUGCUUGUCUACCUGGCCAAAUACCAUGGCUAUGACAAUGUCCACGCUUAUCUGAACAGCCUGAGGAAGGAGCUGGAGGAGAGUGAGUGAAAAUGCUGACCCUGCUGAUUUUAAUCCAUGGCCUGUGUUCAUCUUUUGGUUUUGUUCAUAUGUUUUUUAAAAUUUGCUUUAGGACAUUAAACACUUUAUGCAAGUUUGUGCCUUAUGAGUAGACAGUUGUUAAUGGACUACCUAAGGUGUUCAUUUACAUUGUUUUAAAUGUAAUGUUGCUCAUCAUUGACUGUAGUAACAUUUUUUUUUUUUUUUUUUUUUUUUUUGCUGUCUUAAAGAUUGUACUGUAAUUUUGCUUACAAUAGUUUUUUAGCUUGAACUUUUUAUGACCGAUAAACUGUAAACUAUUGGUGGGUUGUAAUUUCAUAAACCUCUGCUGCUUCUGCCUUCUAAAGGGUAAAGGAAGAAAAAAAACAGACCAUUAUCUCCCUGAGGAGAAAAUCAUUUCAAAUGUUAAACAUGGCACAAUUUCUCCAACCAAUAAAAGCUCCUUUUAUUUUUUAAA